Molecule: messenger RNA, 3034 nt
Organism: Glycine soja
Lineage: Eukaryota; Viridiplantae; Streptophyta; Magnoliopsida; Fabales; Fabaceae
Exons: 4
Coding region: 168-2807 (879 amino acids)
Cellular component (GO): nucleus
Molecular function (GO): transcription corepressor activity
Source: RefSeq, a predicted model, not a curated record
CAAUUUUGGAACUUGCUUCUAAACCACGUCGUCAACAACACUCACUCCUCAACUCGGGUCUCACUCACCAACUCGCCGAGUCACAUUAGUACUAUAUUUCGUUUCGUUGGUGUUCAUGCCAUUUCACUUUCCUUCUUCACUUCACUUCACCCAUUUGACACCACCAGAUGGAGUCAAUUCAACAAAAUUAUAAUGAUGAUUCCAUGGAGCAUUCAUCUAGUAGUCCUCCAGGUUCGCCUGAUAUAAGUGACGUAGUUGGAGCCCUGCAGUUGGAUCCUCGAGUUGGUGAAGAAUACCAGGUGGAGGUCCCUGGCAUCAUAAAAGAAUCAGAACGGCUUCAACUUCUUAUGAAUCCUGCUGAUUCAGAAGUUAUGCUUGAUAGCUCGCUUUCUUUUGCAAUUGGUUUGCCCAUCUCAGUCACAUGGAUACGUAAUGAAGUGGAGGAUAGUGGACGUGAAAGGAAUCUUGCAGACGUUGAUGGAGGCAAAAAUUCAGGUCAACUGGGUAAAAGCAAAAAUUAUGUAUUGGUUCCUGGCACAUUGAGUAACUCUUGGAGUGAAGCUGAUGCAAAAAGUUUUCUCCUUGGUUUGUUUAUUUUUGGGAAGAAUUUUAUUAAGAUAAAAAAAUUCUUAGAGAACAAAGGGAUGGGGGAAAUACUGUCAUUUUACUAUGGAAAGUUUUUCAAAUCUGAAGAAUAUCAUAGAUGGUCAGACUGCAGGAAGAUAAAAGGGAGAAAAUGUAUUAUAGGACAGAAGCUUCUUAAUGGACAGAGGCAACAUGAACUAUUGUCUCGCUUGAUUCCCCAUGUCUCAGAAGAAUCUAAAGAUACUUUGUUGCAGGUUUCUCAGUCAUAUGUGGAGGGCAGAACUUCUGUAGAAGAAUACAUUUUAUCUAUAAAGUCUAUUGUUGGACUUGGUGUUCUUGUAGAAGCAGUAGGUAUUGGAAAGGAAAAGGAAGACCUUACAAGCCUUGCUGUGGAACUUGGGAAGAACAAUCGGGUGUUUUCAGUACCAACUUGUAAAGCUUGGGCUUCUCUUGGGCCCAGUGAUAUAAUAAAAUAUUUAACAGGAGGAUUGCGACUUAGCAAAGCCAAAAGUAAUGAUCUCUUCUGGGAAGCUGUUUGGCCCCGCUUACUGGCAAGAGGUUGGCACUCUGAGCAACCAAAGAAUCAAGGCUAUGUCCACUCCAAAGAUCAUCUGGUUUUUCUUAUCCCUGGUGUUAAGAAGUUUUCGAGGAGAAAACUUGUGAAAGGUGAUCAUUACUUUGAUUCUGUUAGUGAUGUAUUGAGCAAAGUAGUAGCUGAACCUAAUCUUCUUGUGCUUGAAGAAGAGACUAAAGUUGGUAGCUGCAAUGAUGAAGAGCCAGAAAAGGGAUUGAAUAAGGAUGACCAAUUUGAUUAUCAUCGUCAAUGUUACCUCAAGCCCCAAGCUUCUACUACAGAUCAUAUAAAAUUCAUGGUUAUUGAUACCAGUUUGGUGCAUGGAGGGAAGUCAUCUGAUUUAAUGGAAUUUAAAUCUGCACCUUUUAAGUCAGUGAGUAAAGUUGAGGUAAAUGCUGCUGGUAUUACAAGUAAAGGGGCCAAACAUACGAGGAAAGUAAACCAUUGCAAGGAUAUGCCUGAUAACAUUGAUAAAAAGUUGACAAAAUUCACAGUAAUUGAUACCAGUAGGCUUUAUGAAGGAAAAUUAUUGAAGGUGAGAGAACUGACAUGUCUUCCAGUUGAAUUAGAAAAUGCUUCUAAGAUGACUGUUCUCUCAAGAGAAAGUAAGGAUAGCUCCUCUGAUGAAGAUUCAUCAAGCAUGGUGACAUGUGACAAAAAGAAUAUUAGUAAUACUAAUAGCCAAAAAGGCAUAUCUGACAGUGAUGCUACCAACCAAAAAGAAGCAAAUGAUAAGCCAGAUAAUAAUGCAAAAAAAAGGGUAGAAAGCCAGAAAAAUCAGAAGACCCGUGUGACUGAUGAUAAUCAGCUAAAGAGGACUAUAAAGCAUCAAUUCCGUCGGAGGGCAAGAUCAGAUCAUUGUAAUCCUAUGGUUCUUCCCAUUAAAAGGAGAAGAUUGACUGCUUGUGCCAAGGCAGAGACAAGCCGCGCCGUUGAGAAUUCAUCAGGAGGCUUGGAAUCUGAAAAAGUGGCAUUCUCUCAGUCAUCGAGCUUUCCAGAUUCCCACCAAAAUGUUUGUGAUUCAGUUAGUUCUCGGCCGAAUGGAAGUUCAAUUGCCUCUUUAGCUGACAGAAGUGUGGAAGUGAAUAACGAGGAAAUCAUUCUCAAUGAAAUUUGUCAAUCCAGGAGCAAUUCUUGUGUUGAAGUCGAGAAAUGUGAAUCACAGUCGGCGGUCACCUUCAACACACCCCAGGUUCUGUUGAAGUCUGAAGAUGGUGAAAUGGUGGCGACAGUGGAGGAAGAUGGGCAGUGCAAAAAGGCAAAUGAUCCGUGUUUGUCAACUGAUACUCAGGGGGUAGUCGAAAAGCCACAAAGAUCCUCUUGUGAUGUUGGUUCUAUGGAACAGCAGCCUACUAAUAUAAAUCCUAGGAGACAGAGCACAAGAAAUCGACCAUUGACUGUUAAAGCAAUGGAGUCCUUGGGAAAUGAAUUCUUGCAUGUGCAGAGGAGACGGAAAAAGAAAGACAUCCUGUCACACAUUGAUGCUUUCAGCCCAUGCCGCAAGGCUCGUACAAGCAAAACAAAGCUGCAUCGUCAUAGUUCAGAUCAUGGAACUGCAGUUUUAGUAAAAGAAAAGCAUUUAAGUGGAGAUCAUAAAAUGGAGAUUGUAGAGUUAGUGGAAUGUUUCCAAGCCACUAAGCUAAAUUAAAGAGCAUUUAUACAGGUAUCUUUGAAGCUACUAGUUAUCAUAGAUGUUUUGACUUUUAGAAAGAAAUGGAUUUUGAAAAUACUGACAUUCCUCCUGUCUGACAUGCAAAUUUUAUGUUCUAAAGGUGUCAGAGUUAUUUGACAUACUGUACAGAAUUUUGCCAUACUUCAGAGAAUGCUGCUGAGAUCAGUCUUUUGUUUUUAAAUGGAAUAGGAAGUCACUGCUUU